UAAUGACGUCGAUGUUUCUGUCGGAAGUGGUUGUGAAUAGGUAGCAAUGGCAGAGCUGGAUAUUGGACAGCAUUGUGGGGUUGAACACUGUGGUCAGUUAGACUUUCUCCCAUUUGUUUGUGAUUCCUGUUCCAAAGUGUUUUGCCUCCAGCAUAGGAGUCGAGAAUCCCAUGGCUGCCAAGAGCUGGUGACAAACACCAGCGACCCUGUUAAAUCAGAGGGAAACACACUAUACCCAUGUACAUAUAAAAGCUGCAGUGGAAAGGAAUUGGUUCAGGUUUUAUGUCCUUAUUGUGAAAAGCAUUUCUGCUUGGGACACCGUCACCAGUCAGAUCAUGAAUGUGAGAAACUCGAAAUCCCUAAACCUCGGAUGUGUGCUACCCAGCAGCUUGUCAAAGAAAUAGUAGAUUCCAAAAAGUCAGCUGCACCAAAAAAUGUGCGAAAAGGAGCAAAGAAUAGCGAGACAGCAGCAAAGGUAGCACUAAUGAAACUAAAACUGCACGCUGUAGGGGACAAAUCUCUGCCACAGACUGAAAGAGUCUAUUUCCAAGUUUUCUUGCCAAAGGGUAUGAAAGAAAAAAGCAAACCCAUGUUCUUCUGUAAGAAAUGGAGCAUCGGAAAAAUAGUAGAUUAUGCCGCUUCUCUAGCAAGUCUGAAAAAUGACAACAAUAAAGCCGCAGCAAAAAAACUGAGAGUGUGCCACACGGAGACAGGACAGAUCUUGCCUUUGGAUAACACAUUGGAAACAUGGCUUUCUAGCACAGAAGCGCCUUUAUACAAUGGUGGCAAUAUCAUUCUAGAAUAUGUGGACAAUGAGAUCUCUGUGUUGGAAGAUGUUAACUUAUAUUUAAUAUGACACUUUUAGAGACUGAAUUUGAAAUGGAAAAAAAACUCAAACAUGCUAAAAAUAUGAAAUAAAUAUUUAAGUACUUUUUA
Molecule: messenger RNA, 936 nt
Organism: Pelobates fuscus (common spadefoot toad)
Lineage: Eukaryota; Metazoa; Chordata; Amphibia; Anura; Pelobatidae
Gene: ZFAND1
Product: zinc finger AN1-type containing 1
Exons: 8
Coding region: 47-856 (269 amino acids)
Biological process (GO): cytoplasmic stress granule disassembly
Cellular component (GO): cytoplasmic stress granule; cytoplasm
Molecular function (GO): zinc ion binding
Source: RefSeq, a predicted model, not a curated record